Messenger RNA from Mycena indigotica, 1026 nucleotides. Its product is annotated as RING-type domain-containing protein. The record is from RefSeq and is a predicted model, not a curated record. Bases 10 to 1026 code for a protein of 338 amino acids. Gene Ontology annotation, molecular function: ubiquitin protein ligase activity. Gene Ontology annotation, cellular component: nucleus. The transcript is spliced from 6 exons. Lineage: Eukaryota; Fungi; Basidiomycota; Agaricomycetes; Agaricales; Mycenaceae.
CUCUUACCUAUGGUUCGUCACGCCAAAAACGCUACCGCAUCUUCAGUGUUCUCCUACGCCGAGAGGCAAACAGCUGCCGCCCAUUAUGGAACAACAAGGAGAAAGCGAUUAGGCCAUGAGUCUAUGCUUGCUUUCGACUGUUGCAGUCUCUGUCUCCAAACGGCCCGCGAACCUGUGGUCUGUAAGAGUGGCCAUCUAUUUUGCAAAGAGUGCGCCGUCAACGAUCUGCUGGGGCAAAAGAAAGAGCUCAAACGCCAGAAGGAACAGGCGGAGAAAAUCAAGAAGCAAAUCGAGGCGGAUGUCGAGGCUGCAAAAGCGGCCGCACGAGAUCGCGUUUUGCAAGACUUUGAACGAGGCCAACUCGGCAUUGGUUCUUCUUCGUCAUCAGCCAGCACGUCAACAACCGAUUCCACCACCACCACUGGCGGCAAACGAUCCUUCUCUACUGCUUUUGAGUUCUCUUCUGCCCAUGUCUCAGACCUCGUGGCCAAAGCUGAAGAAGCAGCAGCGCGGUUAAUAGCGAAAGAAAAGGCAGAGGCAGCAAAAGCCGUCUUGCCUGACUUCUGGCUACCUUCUCUCACGCCAACCUUUGGUGGCAUUGCCCAACGCGACAUUCAGGCCGCGGGUGGAGCGCAAAGCAAAGAACUGAAGCCAGGUGUUGUCUGCCGUGGUGGAGGCGAAAGACAUUCACUCGCCCUCAAAGAUCUAACUCCUGUCAAGUUUACUUUCUUUCGUGAAGGCAAAGAAGAGGACAAGGACAUCAAAUCCACUGGCGAGGCGGUCUGCCAACCUUGCAUGAAGAAAUUGUCCAAUAAUGUUGUCAUGUUCUUAAUGAAGCCCUGUUCUCACGUUGUGUGUAAAACCUGCAAAGAGAAAUUGAUGAACGACGGCGACAACUGUGCUUGCGUUGUCUGCGAAACCCCUUUGAAAAAAAAGGACAUGCUGGAACUACAUCGAGAAGGCACGGGUUUUGCGGGUGGCGGCAUGGCAGAGACGAGUCGUGCAGGAAUGGCAUUCCAAGCUUAA